UUUAUUUCCCCCCGAGUCCGGGAAAUCCACAAGAAAUUAUAGUGGCUGAGAUUUCUCCUGGCCUUCCCCCAGAGCGUGUGAGAGAGAAAGCGAUGCCCGGUCACUGGCUUUAAGCCUUCCGUUCUUCUCCGAGAAGCUUCCGCGAGACGCCAUUGCCGCCGACCUCUCUCUCUCUCUCUCUCUGUCUCUCUCUUUUUCCCCCCUCCCUCUUCUUGAAGAGAGUUUAGUUUACCCACCUCUAGAUUCGAUCGCUGGUUAGUAAGAGAUGUGGGGGGGUUGUGGCCUGUGGGAGAAGGAAGAAGGGAUAAUGUGCAGGCGUUCUUGAUUCGCCCAUGGCGGUGCCCGAGACCUUGACGACUGGAUUGAUUCGGUUUGGUGAGGAAUUUGAUGAUUUUGUUGAGCUAUGAGGUACUAUUUCCGGCAAAUGGAGCGACUGGUGGGAGACAUGGAGGGAGGAUUGCUGCUGUUUGUGGAUGAUUUGAACUCGAAGUGAUCUGUGGUUAUUUUCUUCUGUUUGCUCUGCGGAAAUUAGGAGUUUUGGAAAUGGAAUCAAAUUCCUUGAGGGAAGAGUUGGUUGUGAAGACUAGGAAGCCUUACACGAUCACGAAGCAGCGAGAGAGGUGGACAGAGGAGGAGCAUAACAGGUUCCUUGAAGCUCUGAAACUGUAUGGGAGAGCUUGGCAGCGGAUUGAAGAGCAUAUAGGAACAAAGACAGCUGUGCAGAUUAGGAGUCAUGCACAAAAAUUCUUCACAAAGUUGGAAAAAGAAGCUGUGCUGAAGGGCAUUCCUCCAGAACAAGCUCAUGACAUUGAUAUUCCUCCCCCAAGACCCAAAAGGAAACCAAGCUCUCCAUAUCCUCGGAAGAGUUGGGUAGGUUCUGUCUCUCCAACUGGGGGUGCAAUGAGCGACAAAUCAUCAAAAUCUGUUUCUCUUGUGAGCACCAAUAAACAAGUCUUGGACAUGGGAAGUGAAGCACCUCAAAAGAAAUUUGCUGCAACUGUAACAUUGCAAAAGAAAGAAGUUUCUGAAGACAGAAGCUGCUCAGAAGUUCUUAACUUCUUUCAUGAUGCUCCGUCUGCUUCCAUCUCUUCUGUGAACAAGAGCUCUUCAAAUCCUUAUACGUACAUGGAGUUUGUGCCCAAGAUGAAAGAAAUAAAAGAGAGUACAACAGACAAAUCUUCUGCCUCUGUUGAAGUGAAUAAGGAUCUAAACAUAGAUGGCACAGCCUAUACCGCUCAGGAAAUUCAGAGACCUGAAGGAUUUCACAUGGAUUCACAAACAAAUUUAGCUCGUGAAAAGGUUGCAGAUACAUCAAAGCAGCAAGAGAACCUUGGUUCAUUAUUAAGGGACAAUAUGCAAGGCAAUUGUAGCAACUCAAAACAAGUUCCUGUGCAUUUAUUAGACAGAAGUGGUAAAGAAGUCGAGCAGACAACAGACUCUGAUGGACAUAAUUUCACAGCAGUGCCUGGCCACGUGGGAGGAGCUCAAGAAAAUUCCAAGUCAUUCAUCAGUCCUACGGUUUCUGCCACACCAAAGCUCCACAACAGUUCUGCAAUGCCUUGUAUUCACCAAUCAUUUCCUGCUUUGCCACCUUUUACCAUGUUCCACGGCAAUCAGGAUGCUUAUAGGUCAUUCCUCAACCUCCCAACCACCUUCUCUAGUCUCAUCAUGUCUACCUUAUUACAAAAUCCAGCAGUUCAUGCAGCAGCCAGCCUGGCAGCAUCAUUCUGGCCGUCUGCAGAUGUGGAUUCUUCUGCUGAUUCAACUCCAGAAACCCUAUCUGGGGGAUUUCAAGUAAGGCACACGAACCAUUCUCCAAGCCUGGCAUCUAUUGCUGCUGCUACAGUUGCAGCUGCAUCAGCAUGGUGGGCAACUCAAGGCCUAUUACCAUUAUUCCCUCCUCAAAUUGGUUUCACAUUUAAUCCAGCACCCACAACCACAAUUCCCACAUUGACUGCAGCCCAGGCUCCAGAAUAUAAGACAGAAGGAAAAGAAGUCACAUUUCAGAAUCCUGUAGCAGAAGAUCAAGCUGUAAAUCCAGAUCAAUCUAUGGCUUUAAAUACACGUCAUCCUUCUUCUAAAUCAUCAUCAGAAGCAGAGGAUUUAGAUGACAGUGGAAGUGGUGAAAGAUCACAUUGCACGGAGCUCAAGGCAUCUAGAACUAACAAGUUUAAACCAUUAGCAGCAACUGGAUUUAAUGAUUCUGAUGAGACAAAGAUAGAGAAGAAACCUGAUCGUUCUUCAUGUGGCUCCAAUACACCUUCGAGCAGUGAAGUUGAAACAGAUACCAUACUGGAUGAGCAUGAGAAAGUCAACGAUGAAGCUAAACAAGCCUGUUUUGGUAAUCCUUCACCUGGACAGACUAACAAUCGCAGAUCUCGAAGCAAUGGGAGCAUUUCUGAGGAGGGUCGACUUGCCUUCCAAGCGCUCUUCAGUCGAGAAGUGCUGCCUCAAAGCUUUUCGCCUCCACAUACUGAAGAUACAAUGGCCAGAGAGAGAGAAGCUAUGACCUUGCCGGUCGAUCUUAACAAGGCAUGUGCAACAACGGAUCUCAAUCAUCUUCAUGGCUUUACAAAGGAGGCUUCAAACAGAAGCAAUGAUAACACUGGAAAUGAUUCUUUGACAAGUGAAAUUGGUCAGGGGAAGCUGAAGUCUCGUCGAACAGGAUUCAGGCCUUAUAAGAGGUGUUCAAUGGAAGCUAAGGAAAACAGGACAGCAGCUGUUGAAGAGACCGGUAACAAGAGGGUACGUCUUGAAGGGGAAGCUUCAACCUGAUAGCAUGGGUGCAAGAACUCGUGCAAGUCAGGUUGCUGCUUCUGGAAUGUAAGUUUAUUUUUACUACUUAUGGGACAUAAAGUAUGUCAUGGACCAUGGUUUCGAAACUUAUUUUACUGUAUCUUGUUGUAUUGAAAUAAUCACGCAGCCCCUUUGGAAGGUGAACUGCUUGUAACCUUGCCUUUUUUUUGCUUUGACUCUGCUUAAGUAUUUUGUUUGGCAUU
This is a messenger RNA of Phoenix dactylifera (date palm), 2999 nucleotides long. Its product is annotated as protein CCA1-like. Gene Ontology annotation, molecular function: DNA binding. Lineage: Eukaryota; Viridiplantae; Streptophyta; Magnoliopsida; Arecales; Arecaceae. The record is from RefSeq and is a predicted model, not a curated record.